Dothidotthia symphoricarpi CBS 119687 is the source of this 2910-nucleotide messenger RNA. Its product is annotated as RNI-like protein. Bases 1 to 2910 code for a protein of 969 amino acids. Gene Ontology annotation, molecular function: protein-containing complex binding; protein binding. The record is from RefSeq and is a predicted model, not a curated record. NCBI's taxonomy places the organism in Eukaryota, Fungi, Ascomycota, Dothideomycetes, Pleosporales, Dothidotthiaceae. The transcript is spliced from 2 exons.
AUGCGGCGACACAGGGCGGGCGGUCCGGUGCGGGCCCACGUCUCCCCCGUGCCCGACCCCUUCGCCAUGGUGCGCGCCUUCGACAGCGACUCGAACCCUGCGCGUCCCAUCCGCCCCUCCCCGCUGGCCGCCUCGACCAUCCAGGGCCUGCCGCUGGACCUCCUCGACCGCCUGCGCUCGUUUCCGCUCUUCCAGCAGGCGCCCGACUCGUUCCUCACCGCCGUCGGCAUGCACCUCAAGCCCCAGCUGUACCAGCCGCACGACACCAUCCUCACAGAGGGCGAGACGGGGAAGGCCAUGUACUGGCUGGUUCGCGGCGCGGUGCGCGUCACGUCACGCGACCAGGAGAGCACAUUCGCCGAGCUGAAGCCUGGCGCCUUCUUUGGCGAGAUUGGCAUCCUCAUGGACAUCCCCCGCACCGCAACCAUCAUCGCCAACAUGCGCUCCCUCGUCGUGCGCCUCAACAAGGAGGACCUGAUGAAGGAGCUGCCCAAGUUCGCCCAGGUAGAGCGCGCCAUCAUGGACGAGGCCAAAGAACGCCUCGCCAUCCUGCAGCGCAAGAAGCAGGAGCUGGGCGCCACCAGCAAGCGUCCCGCCAUGCCCGUCCGCCAGAUAACGGGAAAGCGCGAUCGCGAGGAUGGCGACGUGGUCAUGGCAGAGAGCGGCACCCUGCGCGACGGCGAGGUUGUCAACGCGUACAAGAAGAGGAAAUCCCCCAGCCCUGGCCUUACUGAAGUCGCCGCUCACAGCGCGUUUGGCAGUGGCGGGGUGCACGUGAGGUCGCUGCUGAAAGAGCUGCCGCUUUUCUCCAGCCUACCUGACGAGAUUCUGCACUUCCUGGGCAUGCGUGCUCACAUUCGCUUCUUCGACCCCUUCGACGACAUCAUCAAGCAGGGGAGUCAGGGGCGCGAUGUGUAUUUCAUUGUCAAGGGCGAAGUCGAGGUCGUGACUGUGGCGCCCGAGCAGAAUGGGCAUGCGGCGUACAACUUUGGCCGUAGGAGAUCCAUUGCUGCUGGCGAGCACAAUUUCCAAGAGGUCAAGGCUAGACUGAAGCCCGGGCAGUAUUUUGGAGAAGUUGUCAGUCUGUCGCUCGCACCACGCCGCACUGCCACCGUUCGGUCCAUAUCUUCUGUCGAGUGUCUGAUGGUCAGCGGAGACACGCUCAACCAGCUGUGGGAAAAGUGCACCCCAGACGUGCGCCGACAAGUGGAAUCGGUUGCAAAAGAGCGUCUCCAGACUGCCAAAGACAACGACAUACAUAUGAUGGAUGUGGAUAGUACUCCAAAAAUCGAUGAGUUGGCUAUCGCAGACAUAAUUCUACCACGAACCCCAACUCGGAAGAACAGUGUUCCCAUUGUCACCUUCCAUGGCACCCUUGGCACAAUCAGCAGUCCUGCCACACCUGUCCGGAGAGACGAGAAGAUGAUGGAACCUUUUGAUCCCGAUCCCUUUCUCAACAUCGAUCUUGACAACGUGAGAUCUAGAUCGCGAAGAGGCUCACUCGCGCCUCCCGCUCCUGAAUUACCCAGCAGUCCAUCAAAAGGCGUUUUAGACAUCCCCAAGUCGCAACCCUCGCCAUCACCGAUCAGCUCCCCACUCUCGCGGUCGCCCCUUCCUAAACAUGCAGUCACUCCACCGGAAGCUCCCUUCGAUUUCAAACGUCCGCGAAUGAUACGCAAGCCAAGCAGAUAUAGCAGAGGCAUGUUGCCUGAUCUCGUGUUGGUUGGGAUCUUCCAACACCUGAACUUACAUGAGUUGAUGCGAUUGCGCCGAAUAUCGUGGCAUUGGCAUAAGAUUAUAUCAACGUCACCAGACAUUCUUCACGACCUUGAUCUGGCAAAGUACAAUCGCAAAGUCACAGAUCGCACGCUGGUAGACAUCAUAUGUCCGUUUGUCGGUAGCCGUCCCAAGUAUAUCAACAUUAGCAAUUGCUUCCAUAUCACGGACGAGGGCUUUGGCGAACUUGCAAAAACUUGUGCCCCCGGUGUCAAGAUAUGGCGAAUGAAGAGCGUCUGGGACAUCACAGGUCCUGCUGUUCUCGAAAUGGUGCAGAAGGCCAAAGGCCUCGAAGAAGUGGAUCUCAGCAAUUGUAGAAAAGUAGGCGAUAACCUCCUAGCACGUGUUAUUGGGUGGGUGGUUCCUGAGCUGCCUCCUCAAAUGGCGCUCGCACAUGCACAACACCAAGCGCAAGUAAACAACCGACGCACAUCUGGACAGAAAACGGCUGGGGCCAACGGGCAGGCGGUACCACAACCUCUUCCGGCUGGAACUGUAGUUGGAUGUCCCAAGCUUCGUCGCCUGACGCUGAGCUACUGCAAACAUAUCACGGACCGGUCGAUGGCGCAUAUCGCUGUUCACGCGGCGAAUCGUAUCGAAUCAAUUGAUCUUACGAGGUGCACGACGAUCACAGACGUUGGGUUCCAGCAUUGGAGCGUGUACCCGUUUCCGCGGCUGACGAAGUUGAUUCUUGCGGAUUGCACGUAUUUGACUGACAAUGCGAUUGUGUAUCUGACCAAUGCAGCAAAGGGGUUGAGGGAGUUGGACUUGUCCUUUUGCUGCGCUCUGUCCGACACAGCAACAGAGGUCCUCGCCCUUGGCCUGCCCAAUCUCACACACCUCAAUCUUGCCUUCUGCGGGUCGGCAGUCUCCGAUACGUCACUGCGUUGCAUUUCGCUGCAUCUUCUCGAGCUUCGCAAUCUUUCGGUUCGCGGGUGCGUCAGAGUCACAGGUACUGGUGUAGAGGCAGUUGUCGAAGGUUGCAGAGAUCUGGAGGUUUUUGACGUGAGUCAAUGCAAGAACUUGGGGAGAUGGUUAAAUGCUGGUGGGCCACAGAUGGUAGCGCAAAGGGGGCGAAACGUCAGGUUUGAUACGGUCGCCGAUGGUAGGUGGAGGGCAGGACGAGGAAGAUGA